Messenger RNA from Tarenaya hassleriana, 1360 nucleotides. RefSeq names its product electron transfer flavoprotein subunit alpha, mitochondrial. Gene Ontology annotation, cellular component: mitochondrion. The transcript has 8 exons. Gene Ontology annotation, molecular function: flavin adenine dinucleotide binding; electron transfer activity. Lineage: Eukaryota; Viridiplantae; Streptophyta; Magnoliopsida; Brassicales; Cleomaceae. The coding region runs from base 39 to 1133 and encodes 364 amino acids. The record is from RefSeq and is a predicted model, not a curated record.
CCGGGAUUGGGAAGAGAGAGUUAAUCAAAAGACAAGCCAUGACGAGAGCUUUUCUGCUGAGAACUUUGACGAAGAAGAAGCAGUUCCAUGUCUCUACUGCUCCUCAACCCCACUCCAUAUCCAAUCUCUCUCGAUUCCUUAGCACAUUGGUUCUAGCAGAACAUGAGGGUGGUUCUGUCAAGCCUCCGACAGUGGCUGCUGUAGUGGCGGCAAAUGCCUUUGGGGAGGGCAAUUCAGUCUCUUUGCUACUGGCUGGUUCAGGUUCUUCUCUCCAAGACGCCGCUUCUCAUGCUGCCUCUUGCCAUCCUUCUGUUUCCCAGGUACUUGUAGCUGAUUCUGAUAAAUUCGCAUAUCCUUUAGCUGAACCGUGGGCUAAACUGGUCAACCUAGUUCAGCAAAGAGGAGAGUAUUCGCAUAUUGUUGCCGCCUCAAGUUCAUUCGGCAAAAACAUAUUACCCCGUGUUGCUGCUCUAUUAGACGUUUCUCCGAUUACUGAUGUCACCAGAAUUUUAGGAUCCAAUCUGUUCGUAAGGCCAAUUUAUGCUGGAAAUGCUCUGUGUACAGUUCGUUAUACUGGUGCUAGUCCUUGUUUGUUGACUAUUAGAUCGACGUCUUUUCCUGUCACACCCGCCACAACAGAUUCAGAGCCCAAGAAAGCUCCUAUCUCUCUGGUUGAUCUCUCAAACUUUGAAGAAGACUCCAUUAACAAAUCCAGAUAUGUAGGACAUUCAACUCAAGAUACAGAAAGGCCUGAUCUUGGAAGCGCACGUGUUGUGGUCACUGGAGGAAGAGCCUUGAAGAGUGCUGAGAACUUUAAAAUGAUAGAACAGCUUGCAGAAAAACUUGGUGCAGCAGUUGGUGCUACCCGCGCUGCUGUUGAUGCUGGAUUCGUUCCUAAUGACCUUCAGGUUGGGCAAACUGGAAAAAUCGUAGCCCCGGAGCUAUACAUGGCUUUCGGCGUUUCAGGAGCCAUUCAGCAUUUAGCUGGCAUGAAAGAUUCCAAGGUCAUUGUUGCGGUUAAUAAAGACGCCGAUGCACCUAUUUUCCAGGUGGCUGACUAUGGACUUGUGGGCGAUCUUUUCGAGGUGAUUCCCGAGUUGAUGGAGAAGCUUCCGCAGAAGAAAAUGAACUGAAGAACUCGGCCUUUGUUCCGACACUCUUCAUGUGGAACCGUGAGAUGGUGCUAGGAGAUUUGGUGUAUAGCAACUGAAGUAAUAAAAGCUCAAGUGAAGAAGGCACAUUCUGUAAUAAACUGUCUUCCACUGUUUUCUGAAAAUGGAAAAUUAGUGGCCGUACAAAGACGAGCUAAUUCAAUGGUGGUACUCUGAUUUAAAUUGGACAUCAUUUCUUUUCUUCACAA